Molecule: messenger RNA, 5232 nt
Organism: Colossoma macropomum (tambaqui)
Lineage: Eukaryota; Metazoa; Chordata; Actinopteri; Characiformes; Serrasalmidae
Product: un-named hu7910
Exons: 8
Coding region: 167-2539 (790 amino acids)
Biological process (GO): peptidyl-aspartic acid hydroxylation
Cellular component (GO): endoplasmic reticulum; membrane
Molecular function (GO): peptidyl-aspartic acid 3-dioxygenase activity; protein binding
Source: RefSeq, a predicted model, not a curated record
CUCUGUUCUGCUGUUUACAGAAGGAGCCUGUGAUUCUAGACCAAAGAGCGAGUUUAUGGUCAGACUUCUCUGCGGUUCGCCUCUGUUGUGAUGGGCCAUAAAAAACCUGCACGCAGCCAGGCUAAGAAAGUUUUCUUCGGGAGCACUAGUCUAGGAACCUGCUGGAAUGGGAGAAACUAAAGCAGAUGGAACCAAAAUGGCAAACGUAGCAGAGCCCCAGGCAGUACCUGCUGUCAAUAAGAGCACUAAGAAGGCUGAGGGAAACUCUAUCUUCAGCUGGCUGAUAGUGCUGGCUCUGCUGGGUGCCUGGAUUUCUGUGGCUGUUGUUUGGUUUGACCUGGUUGAAUACAACAGCGUUGUAGGUACACUUGGAGGAGUUUAUGAUGCAGACGGUGAUGGUGACUUUGAUGUGGAGGAUGCCAAAGUUCUCUUGGGUUUGCCUGGCUGUUGUAAGGGCGGCAGCUCUAUGCACAAUAUGAACACUGAUGCUUUAGCAGAUGAGCAUUCUGAUUGGUUAAAAAGCUUCCAGGCUUUUCUCUGUGAUGCGCUGGUUCUGUGUGAGGGAGGAGAAGACGGAAAGAGUGUUGUGGAGGAGGAGAGGGCUGCUGAGGAUACUCCUGUGAACACUAAGAAAAAAGGCGCAAGUAAAAAAGCUGAAAAUCAUAAAGAAGAUGCACCUGAAAGGAGUAGAGAGCACUCUACCAGAGAAAUUGGACAAAAGCUGAAGGUCGCUCUGAAGGAGCAGCUUCGGAUGAUCCAUGAGAAGAUUGAGGCUAAAAAGAUUGCUAAGCUAGCACUGGCUGAGGUCCGCACCAUUCUGGCUCGGGAAGAAGAGGAGAGGCAGGCCAUCCUAGCUGCUAAAAAAGUUCAAGUAGAGGCUGAGGCUAAACUGCGUAAAGAAAAGGAGAGAAAAGAACUCGAAGAAAGAUUAGCCAGGGAGAAGGAGGCGAGAGUGAAAGCUGAGCAAGAACGACUUGCCAGAGAGAAAGCAGAAAAGGAAAAGGCUGAAAAAGAGAGGGUAGCAAGAGAAAAAGCAGAAAAAGAGAGAGCAGAAAAGGAGAGACUGGCUAAAGAAAAAGCUGAAAAGGAAAAGGCGGAAAGAGAAAGAUUGGCUAGAGAGCAAGCAGAGAAGGAAAGAGCCGAAAAGCUAGCAAAAGAAAAAGCAGUGAAGGAGAGAGCAGAAAGAGAAAGGUUAGCUAGAGAGCAGGAAGAAAAGGAGAAAGCUGAAAAGGAAAGACUAGCUAAAGAACAAGCGGAGAAAGAGAGAGCCGAAAAAGAAAGGCUAGCUAAAGAGCAGGCUGAGAGAGAGAGAGCAGAAAAGGAAAGAUUAGCCAAAGAAAAGGCAGAGAAAGAGAGAGCGGAAAAAGAAGGACUAGCAAAAGAAAAAGCAGAGAAAGAGAGAGCGGAAAAGGAAAGGCUAGCCAAAGAAAAGGCGGAGAAAGAGAGAGCGGAAAAGGAAAGGCUAGCCAAAGAAAAGGCGGAGAAAGAGAGAGUGGAAAAGGAAAGGCUGGCCAAAGAAAAGGCGGAAAAGGAAAGACUAGCCGAAGAACAGGCGGAAAAGGAAAGGCUAGCCAAAGAACAGGCGGAAAAGGAAAGACUAGCCAAAGAACAGGCGGAAAAGGAAAGGCUAGCCAAAGAAAUAGCGGAGAAAGAGAGAGCGGAGAAGGAAAGGCUAGCCAAGGAAAAAGCGGAGAAAGAGAGAGCGGAGAAGGAAAGGCUAGCCAAGGAAAAAGCGGAGAAAGAGAGAGCAGAAAAGGAAAGGCUAGCCAAAGAAAAAGCAGAGAAAGAGAGAGCGGAGAAGGAAAGGCUAGCCAAAGAAAAAGCGGAGAAAGAGAGAGCGGAAAAGGAAAGGCUAGCCAAGGAAAAAGCGGAGAAAGAGAGAGCGGAAAAGGAAAGGCUAGCCAAAGAAAAAGCGGAGAAAGAGAGAGCGGAGAAGGAAAGGCUGGCCAAGGAAAAAGCGGAGAAAGAGAGAGCGGAGAAGGAAAGGCUAGCCAAAGAAAAAGCGGAGAAAGAGAGAGCGGAAAAGGAAAGGCUGGCCAAGGAAAAAGCGGAGAAAGAGAGAGUGGAGAAGGAAAGGCUAGCCAAAGAAAAAGCGGAGAAAGAGAGAGCGGAAAAGGAAAGGCUAGCCAAGGAAAAAGCGGAGAAAGAGAGAGCGGAAAAGGAAAGGCUGGCCAAGGAAAAAGCGGAGAAAGAGAGAGCGGAGAAGGAAAGGCUAGCCAAGGAAAAAGCGGAGAAAGAGAGAGCGGAAAAGGAAAGGCUGGCCAAGGAAAAAGCGGAGAAAGAGAGAGUGGAGAAGGAAAGGCUAGCCAAAGAAAAAGCGGAGAAAGAGAGAGCGGAAAAGGAAAAGCUGGCCAAGGAAAAGGAAAGGCUAGCCAAGGAAAAGGCAGAGAGAGAGAGAGCGGAAAAGGAGAAGGCAGAAAAAGAAGAGAAAGAGAAGACUGAAAGACUGAAAGAGAAGAAGGAUGAAAAGAAUGGAAAAGAAGAGAAAGUAAAUACAAGGGGUCUCCUGAAAUCUUCAAUCAGGAAAAACAGGAAAUGACGGGAUUUGGAAAAGCUUGAUGAAGGAUAUUAUAAAGCUGUGUAAGGUUUGAUAUAACCUGUUUAAAUUAAAGCAAAAAGGUUUUAAACAGGCCUGGUUUAAACCUACUGAGACGUAAGACACACAGACCAAAUUUAGGUGAAUUUUCAUAUGGUAACCUAAAGACAUGAUAAGAUCAACAACAUCUUGAAAAAUACAUCCUGUAAAAUACAGUGUGUUUUGUCACAGUUGUGUUCAGGUCUUGGGUGAAGGCUUGAGCUGGUGUCAGCGUUCUCAUAGCCUGGUUUGGUUGGAGUACAGUGACCUUGGUAGUAGAGCUUUCAGGGCGGUUGUAAGGUUCUUACCAACUUUUUUGAUAAUAUUAAGCAUAUAUAAUAUAUAUUAAUAGAGAUAUCUUUUGGUUUACUGUUGUUAUGAAGUGCUUGAUGUUUCAGCCUUCAAGAAAUCAUGUCACUGAUGUCCAUUGAUGUCAAUUAUGUUAAUUAUGUUCUUUCAAAUUAAGUGAUUCAUUGAUUCAUUUUCACACAGCAGAAAGUGAUGCCUUUUAAAUAAUACCCAACUGAGCCUAUCAGUAAAAAGGGGUUUAGAAAGGAUUUUGAAACAGACACUGUGCAGAUGAGACUUUUUAGAAUUUAAAUGUUCCUUUAAAAGUGAAUAUUAAUGAGAAGUGAAAUGUUAGUUAAGUUUAUUAGAUAGUUGUUUUACUGAAUCACUUUUUGUUCUCACAGUGAACCUACUGAGGUGGUUAUUUUUUUUUUUUUAAUUUUCAACUAAAUUUCUUUUGUUUGGUUAAAUUAUUAAGUGUAUUUUCUGAGUUUCUUCUUACAUUUUCUGAUGUUUGUCUUGAUUGAACUAAAUGGAUAUUUUUUGCUGUAAUGGACACUUGAUGACUAAGACUGCAUGUAUUAUAUUUAGUAUUUUGUAGUCUAGAAUAGGAGCUUACAAGACAUGGUUGUAAAUGCAAGUUACCAACAGACAUUUAUUUAUGUGAUCUCUUGCCAUUUCAGGUUAUUUUACGAGAUUAUCGUACUGAAACAGUGUGCUAUUAUGGUGAAAAAUGCACAUUUAGCUAAAAAUACUGGCAUUAUUGUUUAAAUUUUCAGUCCUUUCCAGUUUAUGUAUAUAUAUUACAGAGCAAAAGUCAGAGGACAACCUUCAUUUAAUUAAUGUCCAUCAAAAUGACCAUUAAGUACACGUUUAUUUUCUAGGAGAUAUUUUUUCGGAUAUUAUAUGCAAGAUAAUCUACUUUCAUCAGGAAAGGAAAAGUUAAAAGAAAUAAGUUUAAAAAAAAACAAAAAAAAAAAACAGGAGUUUGUAAAACUGGAGUUCUGGUAGACCAUCAGAUAAACAGCACUUAAAGCUUUCCUCCCUGAGAGAGAGGAGAAAAUCAAGCUCCACUCUUCAGACCUGAAAAAGUCCAUCCUUCUGUCCAUCCUUGCACUGUGAGAAGACAGUUAACUGCUAUGGGUCUGAAAGGAUGUGUAGCUGUCAAGAAGUUGUUAGUGAGGAGAGUAAAUAGAAAAGAAAAUCAAACAAAAAAGCUGCUGGUGUUAAAAUUUCAACAUCAUUGAAGAUGUUUGGGUUUACUUGGAUUCUAAAAAGCAGAAAAUGCAACCAACUUCUAAGACUGAACUUUGAAGGUAUGGAAAAAUGCAGAAUUCCUUAAACAGCUGAAAGCAAGUCUCCUGAAAAGGAUGGACACUGUAGGAAAGGCAAAGGGUGAACACGUUCAUUAUUAGAUUACAUUAGUUUAGAUUCAACUUUGUCAUUGUGCAGAUACAGGUACAGAGCCAAUGAAAUCCAGUUAGCAUCUAAUUAGAACUGCAAAAUACAGUAUUAUUUAUAUAUAAAGUGCAGGAAAGUAACCAUGGUGAGCAAUGCUGUGGUUAAAAUAUGUACGAUUAAGGAUGGUAGAGUGGUAAAUAAUAUAGAUAUUGCAAGUAUAAAUAUUAUAUACAUAUAUACAGAGUUUGUGGAGAGAAUGCAAAUGUAGAAGGUAUGUACUGUGAAAGAGGCAUAUGUAAAAUUAUUGAAGAAUUGAUGUUAUAUUUAGAUGUGUAAUUUUCUGUUAAAUAUAUGUUUUUUGCUUCUUUGCCAACACUGAGAAAUGACUGACUAAAAGGGUGCUCUCUGACUUUUGUACAGUACUCCAUAUAGUUUUGGUAUUUGAUAAAUUUACCUUAAUGUACUAUCAAAAUUGUGUUUUUUGAGACUGCUGAUUUUGAGUCUAAUGUUUAUGUAAACUAUUGUUUGUACCAGGGCCGGGCUGAUAUGUUGAUUGGCUGUUAAUGUCCUGCAGAUUACAGAUGUGCCCUCACAUUACAAUAUUUAAAUGAUUUAAGAGUUUGUGAGUUUAAGAAAUUUGGCAGUUGAGAACUGAUAUCUGACAAUCCACAGUUGACAGCGGACAAUCAGAUAGCUAAAAGGAGAGUUUAGUUUUAAUCAUAAUAACAUGGUACAUGUUAUUAUCGGCUAUCAGAAAUUUUAGCUUUUUAAAAUUGGUAUCGGUUACAAAAUGUUCUUAUUCGUCAGACCUUAGUUUGUAUGUGAAUUACUUGAAGAAAACUGUAGCCAACAUGUUUUCAGAAAACAGAAUGUGAGUAGAGUAGUAUAUUUGGUCAAAAGUGAAGAUAAUGUAGUUGUUUCUAAUAAAUGUAAUCUUUCCUUAUUAAAAUAUAUUUUUAGCAACUUGA